ACUCCAGGAAGUACUUGACAAGGGAUGGUUUCAUUUUCGGUUACCUUACAAGAUUGUAAUUGCUAAGAAGGAUCAAUUCGAUGAUAGAAGAUACCAAGUUCACACUGGCAUUUCUUGUUAUGCCGAAGAUUUACCAAAAUCCAGAUCUCUUAAAGGACCUUUCUCCGUAGAUUAUGUAUGUUUACGUCCCCACAUUGCAUAUGACCAUGUAGAAAAUCCACCUAUCAUUGAACAUUUAGAAAAUGAUUAUGAAAGUGUAUAUAGUGAUAAUGAAUAUUAUGAUCUACAAAAUAAUCCUGAAGAAAAUGCUAUCAUUUCUUCAAAGAGGAGAAAAAAAUUAAUCAAACUUUUAUCUUGUAGUGCUGGUGAUAUGAUUUCUAAUAGGGACAAUCGGCUUUAUGUAAAUGCUAACGCUAUGGGCAUAAGUGGAAAUCACCAUCGUAACACUUUGUAG
Racocetra persica is the source of this 454-nucleotide messenger RNA. Lineage: Eukaryota; Fungi; Glomeromycota; Glomeromycetes; Diversisporales; Gigasporaceae. The record is from the annotation of a GenBank genome assembly.